AUCAACAAGCGUGUGUGCUUGAUACAUUUCUGCAGCCCAUAAUUGCACGAAUAAUAUAUUUGAUCGAUUAAGAAAGAAAGGAACGGACCGAGUUGAUACGCAACAGGCAAGCGCUGGGAGGUUUGGUGCGACGAAUUAAGGGUCUUGCGAGUGCAGCCCGGCCGGAGCUGCGUGCGGCGGCGGCACUAGCGCCGCCCGCCCGCCGUUGCGGAUCCGAGCAGGGCCGCGGCUCGCGAGGCCAGUGGCAGUUGGCAGCGCGCGCGAUUGCCUCUCGCCCGCCGUUUCCGCUCGUCGGCCGCCGCGGCACCUUCACGCGUGCACCGUGGCCUGCAGUUUUGCCAGCGGCCAACGCCGCUAAGUCCUCUUGUCUUUCUCUCUCAUCUCUUCUCUUCUCCUCUUCGCCAUGAACACCGUCCAGAGCGGCGGUGGCCAAGUCGGCGGUGGUGGCGGCGGCGGCAAAAAGUGCAGCUCCCUCUCGGAGUUGGUGGCGUCGACGCCGAACCAGCGCAACUGGCGCGGCAUCCUGAUCGCUUUGUUGGUGAUCAUGGCCGUGCUGGGCCUGAUCGUGUUUUCCAUCGUGUUGCUGUCGCCGCCCGACGAGGGUCCCAGGGUCAAGGGCGACAAGUUACAGCGUGACCACCUCACCAGCCUCGACCUCCACCCGCCCAAGUUCAACGGCUCUUGGCUCAACGAUGCCGAGUUCGUCUUUCGUGAUAUCCACGGCGGCGUGUCCGUCUACAACGCAGACACCCUGAGCACCCGCGUCCUCAUGACCAACAGUACUUUUAGGCAACUGAAUGCAGUUAACUUUAGCGUUUCCAGUGAUCUUAAUUAUGUGCUUCUCGUCUCCGACGUCAAAAAGGUGUACAGAUACUCGACGGAGGCGAGGUACAGCAUCUAUGAAGUCACCACAGAGAACCACUUCCCGCUGAAGAGCGAAGAGGACGGCGAGAAUGAACACCCUCACCUGCAGCAGGUGCAGUGGUCGCCGCGCGGCAAUGCGCUCGCGUUCGUAUACAAGAACGACGUCUUCUUCCGACCGGCGGCCAACAACGCCGACACCGUGCGCGUCUCCAGCAGCGGCCAGCCGGGCGUCGUCUUCAACGGUGUCCCAGACUGGCUCUAUGAAGAGGAGAUUUUGAAAAGCGCCAGGGCGUUCUGGUUCUCCAAGGACGGUGCCAUGCUGUUGUUUGCCACAUUCAACGACACCGCCGUCGGUGAGAUGCAGUUCUCGUGGUACGGCGGACUUGCCGAGAAGCUCCCUUAUCCAAAGAUGAAGAGCCUCAGGUAUCCAAAGGCGGGCACCGCGAACCCUGAGGUGAGCCUUUACGUGGCCGACCUGAGCGCCGUGGGCAGUGCAAGCAGGCAGGCUAAUCAAGUCGUCAACAUCAAACCCACCGCAACAGUCGCCGACCAGGAGCACUAUUUCACGGCGGUGGCGUGGGCCGGCGCGCGCCAGGUUGCGGUCGUCUGGAUGAACCGGCGGCAGAACAUGUCCGUCGUCUCGAUUUGCUCCGCGCCCAGCUGGCAGUGCGAAGACAGCCACGUGGAGCGGCAGGUGGGUCGCGGCUGGGUCGAGUUGUACGAGGCGCCGCUGUUUGCCGAGGACGGCGCCUCGUACGUGGUGCGGCUGCCGGUGCUGGACGGCGACGCCGGCAGGUUCCAGCACGUCAACCAGAUCUCGGUCGCCGCCAAGAGGGUCACCGCCCUCACCCACGGCACCUACGAGGUCACCUCCAUCCUCGCCUGGGACGCUGAAUCGCACUACGUGUACUUCAUGGCUGCGCCUGAGGGCAAGCCAGGCCAGCGGCACCUGUACAGGGUGCUGGACCAGAACGCAAGCAGUACGGCUGAGCGGCGGAAGGAGUGUCUGACGUGUCCGGAGGUGGUCGGCGUGAUCAACAUCACCGACUCGGACUAUGGGCCGUGUCUCUACUCGAACGCUUACUUUUCGCCGACCGCCCGCUUCUAUGUGCACGAGUGCCUCGGCCCUGAGCCGCCCGUCGUGUGGCUCGUCGACGCCGCGUCCAACCUCAGGGUCGCCCUGCUCGACGACCACCCUUCCCUCAGGAACACGCUCGCCACCCUUGCACUUCCGCGGAUUAAGACAUUUGAGGUGGAAAUCGAGGGUGGAUACCAGGCGCAGGUGCGGCUGUUUCUGCCGCCCGGGCUGCGCGAGUACGAGGAGAUGUCAUUUCCCCUGGUCCUGCACGUAGACGCGGCGCCGGGUUCGCAGUUGGUGUCCGAGCGGUGGGGCGUCGAGUGGGGUUCGUACCUGGCCAGCCAGCGCAACUUCAUUGUGGCCGAGAUCGACGCGCGCGGCUCUGGAUUCCAGGGCGACAAACUGCGCCACGAACUUUACCACAAACUCGGCUCAGUCGAAAUCGAGGACCAAAUCGCCGUCAUCAAGUACCUGAGAGACAAUUUGAAAUACAUCGACAAGGAGCACCUGGCGGUUUGGGGCUGGAGCUACGGCGGCUUUGCGACCGCCAUGAUCCUGGCACAGGACGAGGAGGUUUUCCGCUGCGGAAUCUCUGUCGCCCCCAUCACCAGUUGGAUCCACUAUAAUUCUGCGUUUACUGAGCGGUACAUGGGCCUGCCGAACGUGACGGACAACUACAGAGGCUACGAGGAAUCAGACGUGACGAAGAGGGCAGGAAAUCUGCGUGAGAAGUUGUUCCUGCUCAUUCACGGCACUGCCGACAACAACGUCCACUAUCAGCAGAGCAUGAUGCUCAUCCAGGCGCUCACUGCUGAGGGCGUCCUCUUCAGGCACCAGACAUAUCCGGAUGAGGACCACAGCUUCUCAGGUGUCAGAGGUCACAUGUACAAGGCCAUGGAGUCUUUCCUCGACGACUGCUUCGGCCCUCUCGACUUUGAGGAGUGGGAAAUUGGCACUAGUUUCUUCACCUUCAAGCAGUGAAAAAAACGGCGCCAACAACCAGAUCAUGGCAAGCAAGCACACCAAUCUACCAGAGAAGGAUUCAACAACCUUUUUUCUUCUGACUUUUUUCAAGUAUUCCUGCCUGUUUCUCGUUGAUUAUGUCAAGUGCAACAGGCAAAUUCUAAUUUAAAGGAGAUCUCACAAAGAUUGAAUGCUGAGUUUAAAAAAGGACUUGUUGUAUUUGAGAGGAAAUCAUGAAUGUGCUGUAGCUGUUUAAGGUGAAAAUUGUGAUCAUUUUUCUGCAACUGUUAACUUUGUUAAAAUAUAUAAAAUUCAUUGCAUGUUUCAACAGAGUGUAACACUUGUAAAAGUUGUGCUGAACAUAAAUUGUCACACGUUAAUGUUUUCUGUGAUGGCCUGAUAUUGUAAUCGUUAUAUUACAACAAUGGAGAAUUUUUUUUAAAAAGAAUUAAAAAUUGCUGUUUUGUCUCUCUGUUGUUAUUGUUUGAUGUUUAAACAUGUCUAUAUUUUUCCCUAGAACGUUUGUAAAUUAUUAUUUUUAAUGAAUUCUUUUCAGAUCCAAUUUUAAACAAAUUCUUUCGAGGUAAAAUUUUUGAAAAAUCAGGAGAGCCACAAGUGUUUGCCAUUCACACCCAAAAGUUGAUUCACUUUUUUGAGAAUGUUAACUUUUGAAGUUGUGCGUGUUUUACGACGCAUUCGUUUGUUGUACAUUUUGCUCAUACACAUGUUGAAACUAAUCCAUAAUAGGGACCCCUUAUAUGCGUGGAUGUGAUUGUUACUUAACAAAAAGGUUAAAGUACCAUAGGGGUUUAGUUUUCUAGGCAAAUUUUUUACCCCCGCCGGCCCGUUCUUUAUAAAAUUAUAAUGGCGAAUGAGACGAUAGACAAAAAUAAAAAUUGUAGUGAGCGCUUGAUACACACAAACACGUAAAAUUGCGUUUAUUAAAAAACACCAAGCUUUAAAGGAUUUUGGCCUGCGCAUAAAUUGUUAAGGAAAUCUUGAAUUUCAAGUUAUAAUUUUUUUCAUUUUUUCUAGUUAUCCCUCUGGCCUGAUUUUUUAAGCUUCACAAUUCCCCUGACCAAAGUGAUUGUAAAUUAAUGUAAAGACCCUAAAUAGAAUUAUGUUUGUCUGCAGACAAUCUAUGGCCAACACCUGUGUAUGGAUCGAUUGAUAUCUUAAAACGGCAUUCAAAUUUUAAUGUGAGAAAUGUGAUGUUGGUUGUUAUUUGUCUCUGUGGAUUCUCAUCAAGUAAGACUCUUAUCUCUUGUUGUGUAUCUGAAUACAAAUGUCAUUCCAGCUAUUGUAUAUUUAUCCCAUUACGAAGAUUAUUAUUCUCAAUGGAAAAAACUUGGUCAUAGUGCUGUCCUUUUAUUUUGAUUGUGAAUUUUUUGCGUUGUCUCCAUAUCAGGACGAUAUAUAUUUAUUUGACAUUUAAAAGAAGAAGUGCUACUUUUCACUUCCAAUUAACGUUUGAAGCACUAAAUUUGUAAAAAUCUUUUUGUAUGAAAAAACCUAAAGAAAGUGUUGCAUUUAAAACUAAAUGAGUAUCGAGUUGUAAACGACGAGUAUAUACUAACUUUUUAAAACGAAUUCCAGUUUAAAAUUACCGCAGAGGAUUAAAUUAUUAUACACUUAACAUUAUACAUACAUAUUUAUUGCAUGAGAAGAGGUGAUUCACUUGAGGGAUAGAAAAAAGGAAAUCUAUGAUCCCCGAAGCUGUAAGAGGUAAAAUCCUAUGUUAUAAAAGAGAAAGAAAAUUUAUAUAUACGCGUAGGUAAUUUCGUGCACCAUUAUUUUUAAUAAAAUCUAAAAUUGUUGAA
Molecule: messenger RNA, 4725 nt
Organism: Neocloeon triangulifer
Lineage: Eukaryota; Metazoa; Arthropoda; Insecta; Ephemeroptera; Baetidae
Product: inactive dipeptidyl peptidase 10-like
Exons: 16
Coding region: 404-2923 (839 amino acids)
Biological process (GO): proteolysis
Molecular function (GO): dipeptidyl-peptidase activity; serine-type peptidase activity
Source: RefSeq, a predicted model, not a curated record